Molecule: messenger RNA, 585 nt
Organism: Acyrthosiphon pisum (pea aphid)
Lineage: Eukaryota; Metazoa; Arthropoda; Insecta; Hemiptera; Aphididae
Exons: 2
Coding region: 1-546 (181 amino acids)
Source: RefSeq, a predicted model, not a curated record
AUGAGAGAAGAGAGGGUUAUUUUCGGGUAUAAAACACAGAAUUUGUUAGCUUAUCGUUAUCAGUUCCGGCACCAGCAGUUCCAAGAGCAGUCAACAGCAGAACAGUCUUCUCUACCAAACAGCCAACCAUCAAAUUAUCAAACUUCUUCAACAAAUAGCAACCACUCAAAAGAUUGUCAAAACAACUCUAACAAAAUAGAGACCAGCCAUCAUACUUCAAUACUUCCAAUACUUCAAUUUCCACAAGUCAUAAUAAAAAAAAAAAUGGACCCAUCGUUAAUUACAGAAAAAAUCGACGCUAUCAUGGCUCAGCGAAAGGAAAAUGAUGAAGGGAUGAAAAUUGUCAAAUCCAAUUUCCGAAAAAAUAUCAAAAAUAUUAACAUUAAAAUAGCGAAAGCUAACCUUAAAACAACUAAAGAAAAAUUAAUAGAAGAAAAACAAAAAAUAUUAAAUAAUUAUAAAACUUCAUUAUACAUUGAGUUCCUUUGUGAAAAAAGUACGCAAAGAGGACUCAGUGAUUUAUAUGAACAAUUAGAUAAUAUAUAACAUAUAUAUACAAUAUAAUAAAUAUACAAUAUAUAACAU